Vigna angularis (adzuki bean) is the source of this 1448-nucleotide messenger RNA. RefSeq lists its product as uncharacterized. Gene Ontology annotation, biological process: positive regulation of cytoplasmic translation. Bases 80 to 1336 code for a protein of 418 amino acids. The record is from RefSeq and is a predicted model, not a curated record. The transcript has 8 exons. Gene Ontology annotation, molecular function: zinc ion binding; translation regulator activity; mRNA binding. Gene Ontology annotation, cellular component: cytoplasm. NCBI's taxonomy places the organism in Eukaryota, Viridiplantae, Streptophyta, Magnoliopsida, Fabales, Fabaceae.
ACAUCAUUUCCAUAAACACCACAGAGCACACUUCCAAUAAGCAAACCAAAUCAAACACACAACCAAACCUUCUUUAUUCAUGAUUUCCAACCAAAUCCACGCGUUUCGCUCUGCAUUUCGCGUUCUCAGAUAUCCAUGCACAAACUCACCAAACGCGCGUCCUUUGCUUUUGCUUCAUCCUAACACACCAACCACCCUUUGUUCUUCACUCACUGACGACUCCUUUUCCACACCAAAACCAAACCAGUUGGGCUACAAUCCUCCAGAGGAACUGUUCGAGCUGGAGGUGGAGCUCAAACCAAGCAAGGGUAAGUCUCAUGCACCAGAACCAAGGUCCUGGUUUGGUCCAAAUGGACAGUAUAUCAGGGAGCUGCCUUGUCCGAGUUGCCGAGCAAGGGGUUAUACACCUUGUACAGAGUGUGGAAUAGAAAGAUCAAGGCCAGACUGUCCAAAAUGUUAUGGAAAGGGUAUAUUGACUUGCCACCAAUGCUCUGGAGAUCGUGUUAUAUGGGAGGAAUCAAUUGAUGAAAAACCAUGGGAGAGGGCCCAUUCUAUUUCCCCACUCAAAGUGAAGGAAGAUGAUGAAGUUGACAGAUUAGACAUAAAGCUAGAUGUGAAGAAAAAAUCCAAGCGUGUUUACCAAUCACCACCUCCAGAAGUUGGACUGAAGAUUAGUCGUUCAUUAAAAAGUCUGAAUGCCAAAACUGGUCUGUUUAGCAACCGAAUGAAGAUUAUUCACCAGGAUCCCAAGCUUCAGGCACAGCGUGUGGCUGCUAUCAAGAAAGCCAAGGGAACUGUUGCAGCAAGGAGACACACUUCCAAAACUAUGAAAGCUUUCUUUAGUGAUCCAAUAAACCGACAGAAAAGGAGCAUGGCCAUGAAGGGAGUAAAAUUCUACUGCCAAAACUGUGGACGUGAAGGGCAUAGGAGAUACUACUGUCCAGAACUCAAGGAUACCUCUAUUGAUCGGCGAUUCACGUGUAGGGUCUGUGGGGAAAAAGGUCACAACAGAAGAACAUGUAGAAUGAUGGUAAGCCAUAGCAAUGAGAGACUGAUAAAACAGCACCAGUGUAGGGUCUGUGGGGAAAAGGGCCACAACAGAAGAACGUGUAGGACGUUAAGGAUAAGCCUUAGAAAGGGGAGAGUGAUAAAACACCGAAAGUGUAAAGUAUGUCACCAAUUCGGCCAUAACCGCAGAACCUGUCCUGAAGUUGUUCCUAGUAAAAGAAACACGGUCUCUCGAAGGCAAUACAAGUGUAGGUUGUGCAAGAAAAAGGGUCAUAACAGUAGGACAUGUCCAAGUAAGACAGAUGUUACUGAACAACCUCAAGAUUAAUAAUCACACAAGCAUCUCAAGCUGUCUUGUUGUGGACAAUAAUCAGAACAGGAAGAACUGUAUAUAUUGUGCUUGCCCUUGUUAUCUAUCUGCAACAGGACUUUUUGAGUAA